Trichoderma virens Gv29-8 is the source of this 972-nucleotide messenger RNA. RefSeq lists its product as uncharacterized. Gene Ontology annotation, cellular component: ribonucleoprotein complex. The record is from RefSeq and is a predicted model, not a curated record. The transcript is spliced from 4 exons. Lineage: Eukaryota; Fungi; Ascomycota; Sordariomycetes; Hypocreales; Hypocreaceae. Bases 60 to 845 code for a protein of 261 amino acids. Gene Ontology annotation, biological process: ribosome biogenesis.
ACCUGCUUCAAGGAAAUUUGUUCAUCCUCGACAAAUCAACCCAUCGCCCAAGGAACAAGAUGCCUCCCAAAUCUGGCAAGAAGGUCGCCCCUGCUCCGUUCCCUCAGAGCAAGGCUGGCAAGAAGGGACCUAAGAACCCCCUCAUCGAGAAGCGCCCUCGCAACUAUGGCAUCGGCCAGGACAUCCAGCCCAAGCGAAACCUGUCUCGCAUGGUAAAGUGGCCCGAGUAUGUCCGCCUCCAGCGCCAGCGCAAGAUCCUUCGCCUGCGUCUCAAGGUCCCCCCCUCUCUGGCCCAGUUCCAGCACGUCCUUGACCGCAACACCGCCGCCCAGGCUUUCAAGCUCCUCAACAAGUACCGCCCUGAGACCAAGGUCGAGAAGAAGGAGCGUCUCCUGAAGGAGGCUACCGCCGUCAAGGAGGGCAAGAAGAAGGAGGAUGUCUCCAAGAAGCCCUACACCGUCAAGUACGGUCUCAACCACGUUGUUGGCCUGAUCGAGAACAAGAAGGCUUCUCUUGUCCUCAUCCCCAACGAUGUUGACCCCAUUGAGUUGGUUGUCUUCCUUCCUUCUCUCUGCAAGAAGAUGGGUAUCCCCUACGCCAUCAUCAAGGGCAAGGCUCGUCUCGGCACUGUCGUCCACAAGAAGACCGCUGCCGUCCUGGCCCUCACUGAGGUCCGCUCCGAGGACAAGAACGAGCUGUCCAAGCUCGUCUCUGCCAUCAAGGAUGGUUACCUGGAGAAGCACGACCAGGUCCGCCGACAGUGGGGCGGUGGCAUCAUGGGCCCCAAGGCUCAGAUGCGCAUCGUGAAGAAGCAGAAGGCUCUUGAGGCUGCUACCAAGAUUUAAGCUUUCUAAUACCCGGGUUGCAUUGGGAUUUAUGGGAUUAUCAUCGGUGUUUAAGGGUUCAGGGCAUGGCAAAAAAUGAAUGAAUUUCCAGCACAGUUGUGUAUCCCAAAUAUGAUGGUUCCACGCA